AGCAAUAUGUAGAGAACAGGUGAGACGUCGCCAUCUCUCCAUGUUUCUGUUAAACGUCAAGUCGAGAGACUCGAGACCCCUAAACAGAGACUGAAAGUUGUAAACUCAAAAAAAAAAAAAAAAAAAAAAAAAACAUAAAAAAAAUCCAUUACAUUGAACACAUAAUUCCAAAUUUUGAUUCCUUUGAAGUGGUGGAUAUAUUCAAAUUUUCAUUCCCAGUUUCGAAUGCCACCGCUUAUGGUCAACGGUAGGCGAGGCAGUCACAACUCGCAACCAUAAAAUCACGUCAUCAUCUUCCUUUAAACCUUGUUCUCCUUCCAGAAACCCUAGCUAAUCAGUUUCCUCAGCUAUCCUUGCGGUUUCUUUCCUCUCUAUUAUUCUUCUUCAGAGAUGAUCGAAGCAGUAGAGGACCGUGAAUUCCCGAUUGAGUUUAGGGCAGUACAGUCUCUAGGGUUGGGGUUUGAUCUUACCAAUGAUUUUAGGUUGAAGUUCGCUAAGGGGUAUUCAGGUGAACGAUUGGUGGUCGUCGAUGAGGUGAACACUAGGGACAUUGUGAUUCCUGGUGGGAAGACGAUUAAGAGUGUUUCGAAUGAUAUCAGGUGUGAUAAAGGAGAUACUGUUCGGUUCAAGUCAGAUGUACUCGAGUUCAAUCGGAUGUCAGAGUUGCUCAAUCAGAAAUCUUCGAUCCAAGGGAAGGUUCCUUCUGGAUAUUUUAAUUCUAUUUUUGAUUUAAGUGGAGCCUGGUUGCAUGAUGCCACAGACACUAAAUAUCUCGCUUUUGACGGUUACUUCAUCUCAUUGUAUUAUUUGCACCUAACGGCAUCUCCAUUAGUUCUCCAAGAGAAAGUAAAGAAGGCUGUCCCGUCUAACUGGGACCCAGCAUCGCUAGCUAGAUUUAUCCACACAUACGGGACACACAUAAUUGUAGGAAUGGGGAUUGGAGGUCAGGAUGUAGUUUGUGUUAGACAGAAAGCCUCUUCAUGGGUUUCUUCUGUUGAUCUCAAAGGAUAUUUGGAGGAUCUUGGAGAUCACUUAUUCUCAGAUGGAAGGAGCUCUUCACCACUAAGGAAAAUCAGAGAUGUGAAGCAACAGGUUCCAGAGGUAUUCUACCGUAUCUUGCAGUCAAAUACCAUGCAGUUAACCAGCAUUUCAGAAUCAUCAAGCAAGGAUGGCCUCACCAUCAUUUGCUCCAAAAGGGGAGGGAUUGCGCACUUGCAAAGUCACCACAACUGGCUCCAAUCGGUUCCUGCUAACCCAGAUGUCAUACUCUUCAAGUUUGUGCCUAUUACUUCUCUUCUGAUUGGGAUUCCGGGCAGUGGCUAUCUAAGUCAUGCAAUCAAUCUUUAUCUACGCUAUAAACCCAAACCAGACGAUUUACGGUACUUUUUGGAGUUUCAAGUCCCUCUUCAAUGGGCACCUAUGUUUUCUGCACUGCCUCUUGGGCCUCAAAGAAGAAACUUUUCCAGUCCUUCCUUGCAGUUUUAUAUCAUGGGUCCCAAGCUUCGUGUCAGCUCCAGCCAGGUGUCAAGUGAUCGGAAGCCAGUGACUGGUCUACGUUUGUAUUUAGAAGGAGAAAAAUGCAACCGCUUAGCUUUACACUUACAGCAUUUGUCGAGUGUCCCAAAUAUUUUAGAAUCUUUAUGGGCAGCUUCCACCACGUCAAGGCCAUGUCAGUGGAGAGGGUCAGACAACUAUGAGAUGAACAGUCAAUACUUGGAGCCAGUCAAAUGGAAGAGAUACUCAAACAUAUGCACAGUGGCUGUCAAGCACGACCCUAAGUGGUUGCAGGGUGAAAGGGAUGGUGUUUUUGUGGUAACAGGUGGCCAGCUUGUCACCAAAGGGAAGUGGCCAAAGAUGGUGCUUCAUCUUCGACUACUUUUCACCUACCUGCCCAACUGCACCAUCCGGAAAACUGAGUGGGCUACUAUACCAGCUGUUUCUCAUAAAUCGAGCUUUCUUGCAAGCUUUAGUACAACCUUCCUGCAACGUGAAGUGGCUGGACCUCCAAAGCAAGUGCCCGCUGCACUGAACUCAGGUGUAUACCCUGAUGGUCCACCAUUGCCUGCUAAUGCUCGUAAGCUAUUACAGUACAUUGAGACAGCAGAGGUAGUGCGGGGUCCUCAUGACAUCCCAGGACAUUGGCUGGUAACGGCUGCGAGGCUUGUAAUGGAAGGUGGCAAGAUUGCUUUGCAAACCAAGUUUGCGUUGUUAAAUUAUCCCUUGUAAGGAAAUGUUAAUGUAUAUAUGAAAUGGUUGCAUUAAUCAAUGUUUUAUUUGGUUGUUUUGUUCACUGUCAUUGUAUUUAGUGGGCUUUAAUAACGAUCGGUAACAAUGGAGAAACCAGUACACAAAAGUGAUGAGAAUUUUUUCUUUCUCAUUUUGAUUACCUCUACUGAAGUAUCAACUACAUUGUUGGAUUAAUGGCAAGAUCUGAUGUUAUGAAGGGCUUUUGUGGACAGCUGCUCCUGGAAGAAUCUCCUAGAUGAAACCAAGGUACCUAUAGCUGAUGCUCUGGACUGAAGAUGCUGGAAUUGACACAACCUUCUUCCCUUAUUGUGCACUCACUAAGUUUUGUAAUCUCUUGUAUAUCAAAUCUCUCUAUAUAUGACAAUAUAGACAGUCCCAAUAAGUAAUGGUUUUUUCCCA
Messenger RNA from Macadamia integrifolia, 2646 nucleotides. Its product is annotated as MACPF domain-containing protein At1g14780-like. Gene Ontology annotation, biological process: plant-type hypersensitive response; regulation of salicylic acid mediated signaling pathway. The record is from RefSeq and is a predicted model, not a curated record. The transcript has 7 exons. Gene Ontology annotation, cellular component: plasma membrane. NCBI's taxonomy places the organism in Eukaryota, Viridiplantae, Streptophyta, Magnoliopsida, Proteales, Proteaceae. The coding region runs from base 391 to 2226 and encodes 611 amino acids.